AUGUCUUCUACUCUCACCACCGUCUACGAGUGCGUCCCCGUCUCCACUCUCACUGAGUCCACCUCGCAGAUCCGCAUCCGGAGCCCUUCCUCUAUCAACCUCCCCGACGUCCAGUACACCUACGACGCCGACGUCUCGGACAACGACUCCUACCACGCCCCCGAAAUUGCCCAAUCCCGUGCACCCACUCCAGUCUCCCAUGAAAGCACCAUCCCCAUUGACAAACACUCUGAGUCCCACUGGGACUGGAGCAACGCCAGCGCCAAAGAAAUGGAGUGGAAGUACCGCGAGACCACAUACCUCCAGCGACUCUCUGAAAUCCGCAACGACUACAGUGCCGUCGAACUCCUCACGCAACUUGCCCAGGAAGAGGACAAUGCCACGAAGAUAUUUGCAAGGACUGUCGCGAGCUUCCAUGCUCUCAACAAGCAAUUCACCGACACUCAUCACACCGCUGUGGACCUGAACUCGUCAUCACCCCCAUCAUAUGAGUCCGACCGCCACAUCUCCACCAAGAAGUUGGUCUGGUUCGCCUCCCACGACAAGUCCCUCGACACCAUCGAUUCCAGAUGGACGUCCCCGAGCGCUCUCUCGGAUUGGACGACUCCUGCAAAGGUUUUGCAGAGGCAGCUCAAGCGCGAACACCGCCGCCGCAACAAACAAUCCAAGCCGCUCAUAGUCAUCAAGAGGGCUCUCGAGGAGGCAGUCGCACGAGUCCAAGAAGAAAUCUGGGCCCUUAACUAA
Messenger RNA from Phanerochaete carnosa HHB-10118-sp, 744 nucleotides. RefSeq lists its product as uncharacterized. The transcript is spliced from 2 exons. The coding region runs from base 1 to 744 and encodes 247 amino acids. The record is from RefSeq and is a predicted model, not a curated record. Lineage: Eukaryota; Fungi; Basidiomycota; Agaricomycetes; Polyporales; Phanerochaetaceae.